AUGAGCCAGGCCCAGUGCACGGCCGAGGUCGAGGCCUGGCUCGUCCGCAACAACUUCACGGAGCCGCAGCGCGCGCACUUAUUACAACAAGUCGAUGCGCUGAGCGACUUCAGCGAAGCGGUGGACGAGGACAUCCCGGCGAUCACGGCGGGCUGGAGCUCCCUCGCGCGGAGCAAGCUCCGGCGCUGCGUGGCAAAGCUCUGCGCGGAGCGCGGCUGGGAGUGCAAGCUCGCGGCCGCGGCGCCGGCGCCGGCACCAGCAGCACCCACCGCGGAGAUCACGCCGGCGCCGUCGCCGCCCCCGCAGCGGCCGAUCCCGCGCGGGCGGCCGCCCAAGAAGCAGAGGAAGGCGGACACGUCCGGCGACGCCGCGCUCGCGCGGCAGCUCGCCGCGGCCGAGAGCCCGCGGCGCGCGCAGCCGCCGAAGAAGAAGCGGCCGGCGGCAAAGCCCGCGCCCAGGCCGAAGAAGAAGGCAAAGCCGCCCGCACAACCGGACGACGACGCCACGGCCGGCGACGCGGAGCUGGCGCGGCGCCUGUCGCUGGGCCUGCCCGUGCGGAGUGCGAGCGGCGCGGUCUCGAUGGCCGUGUGGGACGUGCCGGCGGCGGCGCUCCCGAGCCGCCGGCGGAGCAGCGGCGCCGACGAGCGCCACCGGCGCAUCGAGGCCCGCGUCCGCUCCAAGAUUCUGCCCUACCGCGGCGCGCGCAUCAAGUUCGCGACGCCAAACCCGAAGCAGAGCCUCGCGUCGGAGCACGGCAAAAAAUCGAAAAGACGCUACGACGCCUACAUGGGCGCGACGACGGUCGGCGAGUUCCUCUCGUGCGGCGGGCGGCCCGCCGACCUGUGCUACGACGUCGAGCGCGGCUACUGCGAGGUCACGGACGCGCGGUGGGCGGCGGCGGUGGCGGAGGAGGCCAAGGACGAUGAAGCCGAGGAGGGCGCCGGCGCGGCGCGGCUGCGCGACGAGCGCUGGGCCGCGCGCUACGACGAGGUCUGCUGGGCGCGCGAGGGCGACGUCUGGUGGCCCGGCGUCGUCAUGGACCCGGCGGCGAUCGCCGGGGCCGCGGCGGCGCGCGCGCGGCGCGAGCAAGGGCAGCGCUACGCCGUCUACAACUUCGGGGUGGACUCGGCCGAGCAGUUCAGCUUCGCGGCGCCCGGUAAUUUGGUGGGCUGGGCCGAGGGCCUGCGCGCCGGCCACGGCGCGCCCCGGGGCGGCAAGUACGGGCGGCUGCUGCCCCAGGCCGUGGCCGAGGCCGAGGCGGAGCUGAGCCGGCAGGAGGGCGCCGAGGAGGGCGCCGGGCCGCUCCCGAUGCCGGCAGGAGGAUGGCCGGGCGCUCCCGACGACGACGCGGAGGUCGACGCCGCCGCGCCCGCUGAGGCUGCUGCGCCGACAGACGGCGGCGACGACGCCGAGGUCGACGAGGUCGACGACUUUGUGAUCUCGGCGCGCGCGGCGCCCGCGCCCGCGCCCGCGCGCGCGCCGCGGCCGCCGGCGGUCGCCGCGCCGCGGCCACCGGCGCGCGCGCGCGCGCGCCCCAGCUCGCCCCGAGCGUCGUCGAUCGUCGACGGGCUGGUCGACCGCGGCGUGCGCGUCAAGCGCACCGGGAAGCCGCGGACGACGCAGCGCGCCGCGGCGAUCGAGCGGGCGACGACGGCGCGCGAGUACGUCGACCGCGGCGGCAGGAAGCAGGACCUCCUGUACGACCUGAAGAACGACUACUUCCGCGUCGUCCGCGAGGAGGACGUGCCGGAUGGCCUCGCCUGGCUGCCGCCGGGCGUCGUCUUCGACCGCGAGGUGCGUGACGCGGGCGGCCGGUGGAACUCCUCGAAGAGUAGCCCGUACCACGCGACCGUCGUCUGGUGCCGCUGGCUGCCCGACUUCGAGCUGCGCGACUCGGCGGGCAAGGUGACGCGGGGAGCUUGGCAGGUGCAGUGGAAGCACCGCGGCAGCCGCACGGUGUCGCACGUCCCGAAGGAGGACGUGCGCGUCCGGGCCGCGGCGCCGGCGCCCGCCGCGGUGCCGAACCACGCGCUGCUGGUCGGCGCGACAGCGCCUACGCCGGCGCCGGCGCCGGUGCCGCCGCGCCCGCGAGCACCUCCGCCCGCGGCAGCGGUAGUGGAUCUGACCCAGGACGACGCGGCGCCGCCCGCGCCCGCGCCGGCGCGCGCGCGGAGUCCUCGCGCGCAGACCCUGGGGCCCUGCCGCCCGGGCGUCGAGGGGCCGAAGUCCAUCUUCACGGCGCCCACCGGCCCGCGCCGCGCCCCGGCGCCCGCGCCCGCGCCCGCAGCGGCGCUGCCGCCGCUGCCGCCGUUCGACCCGCUCGCGACGGCACCGGCACCCGCCGCGCCCGCCGCGGACGACGACGACUGGCGCCGGAGGAUGCUUUGAACGGAGAGGACCGCGCGGCGCGCUCCACGCAAGACCCUCCGGGGAUGCAGCCCUUGCUAGCGCCUCGCGGUUCUCGGCCCAUGCUGUCGUCUGCGGGCGGCGCGCUUCCCUCGCUGCGGGGUUGCAGAGUCUGGGUCAUAACUACACUACCGAGUG
This is a messenger RNA of Pelagomonas calceolata, 2544 nucleotides long. The record is from the annotation of a GenBank genome assembly. Lineage: Eukaryota; Pelagophyceae; Pelagomonadales; Pelagomonadaceae.